UUUUUUUUCGUAAGUCAUCCAACCAAGUCGACAAUUAGGAAUCAAUCCGCGCGAUUUCUUUCUGCCUGACCGGCGCAUGAAAAUUACCACACCUCCGCAUCAUCAAGGGAGAUGAGGGCUGUUCCUGGUAGACCGAGCGAAAAACCAACCAGAAAGGCUGCCGAAGGACAAUAGAGAAUCCCUGCUCACAAUGUGAUAGCUAGAUCCCUGUCGCCGACACGAGCUAGCAUGGGGGGUCCAAUGUCAAGGUUAGGUUGGGCUUUGGGAGGGAUGGUCCAAGACUGGCCGGCCCCACGCUUAUUGAUAUGCAACAUGACCGAGUCUGACCCAAAUCAUCAGCCCUACUUGCCGACUACGGGGGGCGUGUGUGGACGGCUCUUUUGUUUGCUCUGAGCGUUCGGG
Pyricularia grisea is the source of this 402-nucleotide messenger RNA. RefSeq lists its product as uncharacterized. The record is from RefSeq and is a predicted model, not a curated record. NCBI's taxonomy places the organism in Eukaryota, Fungi, Ascomycota, Sordariomycetes, Magnaporthales, Pyriculariaceae. The coding region runs from base 229 to 393 and encodes 54 amino acids. The transcript is spliced from 2 exons.